Molecule: messenger RNA, 999 nt
Organism: Rangifer tarandus platyrhynchus (Svalbard reindeer)
Lineage: Eukaryota; Metazoa; Chordata; Mammalia; Artiodactyla; Cervidae
Source: the annotation of a GenBank genome assembly
AUGAACCUGUUCAAGAAUAACCAGUUCUUCUUCCUUCUCCACCUGGCCCACAUUAUCUCCAUGGAGAGCAUCGGCUGGUUCACUAUCUUCUACUUUGGCAACAGCUGGAUUCCAACCAUCAUUACGGCCUUGCUCCUUGCUACCUCUCAGGCCCAGGCUGGAUGGCUGCAACACGAUUACGGCCACCUCUCUAUUUACAAGAAUUCCAUGUGGAACCAUAUUGUAUACAAGUUCAUCUUCGGUCACUUAAAGGGUGCCUCUGCCAACUGGUGGAACCAUCGCCACUUCCAGCACCACGCCAAAUGUGUUCCACAAGGAUCCGGCUGUGAACAUGCUACAUGUCGUGAGUACUUCUUCCUGAUCGGGCCGCCGCUGCUCAUCCCUUUGUACUUCCACUACCAGACCAUCAUGACCAUGAUUGUUUGCAAGGACUGGGUGGACUUGGCCUGGGCCAUCAGCUACUAUACCCAUUUCUUCAUCACCUACAUCCCUUUUUGUGAUGUCCUGGGAGCCAUCCUUUUCCUCAACUUCAUCAGGUUCCUGGAGAGCCAUUGCAGUCAGCUGGCAGCCACCUGCAACGUGGAAUCGUCCUCCUUCAAUGACUGGCUCAGUGGGCACCUCAACUUCCAGAUUGAACACCACCUUUUCCCUACCAUGCCCUGGCACAACCUGCACAAGAUCACUCCGCUGGUGAGGUCCCUGCGUGCCAAGCACGGCAUUGAGUACCAGGAGAAGCCGCUGCUCCGGGCCCUGCAAGAUAUCAUCGGGUCCCUGAGGAAGUCUGGGCAGCUGUGGCUGGAUGCCUACCUCCACAAACGAAGCUGCAGCCCUCAGGGCCCCCACGGGGACAGUGGGUGGGGGGAGCAGGUGGGGGUGGUGGCCGAAGGGGAAGCCAGCUCAAGCCUCCGAGCCCAGGGAAACAUCCUGGCCUCACCGGAGCCCUCUGACCCAGGACUUGAGCAGUUCCACUCCACCACCUCCCAAGUCCAGAGCCUGUGA